AUUGUUUAUCCCUUGCCUUGAAAAGUAGCUGUUGCUGCUGACUCACUAUGUCUCUGUUAAUGAAUAACAAGAUGAUAAUAGGUAUAGGAAGUCAUCAGGAUAUUGCCUCUUUCAUACUGCUUUAUAAUUGUUGCUGAGUUUUCAGUGAUGUUACAAGAACAACCAAGAACAAAUUGGUGGAAAGUCAAUUAACAUACAGUUAAUUCCACAGUAGUCUCUCAUUGAUGUUACAAUUUUAAUCAAGAACAGAUUUUGGUUUAGUUGCAUAGGAAGUUGCUUAGAAUGCAAAUUAACGAGAAAACAAAAUAACCUCUGCAGGUAAUUAAGCCUGAAAAGAUUUAAGUGUGUGAAGUUUAACUGAUCUCCUUGGGAACGCUGAUAUGGUUGAUUCAAUCUUAAAUCUUCCAUUGCCAUCACUUGCAGCUCAGUUUCCCUAUUAUGAUUCAGAGUGUUUUUUUGUUUUUUUACAAGUAUUUGUCAAAUUGAAAAAAAAAAAAGACAAGAGAAAGAUCUACAGCUAGUUAAUCUUAUUACAGAGGAGUAGAGUAUAGAAGAAGAUACUUGGAACAAUUAGUACAAGCUAAGCUAACAAACUACCUGACUUGGCAAAAUGAAUAAUUCUAGUUAUUACACGAAUUGCUUCUGAACUUCUUGCUAAUGUCAGCUUGCAUAUAUGACUUCAUAUUAGGACCUUUUACACUGUUUCUGAAAUGUGCAAGUGCAAGAAUCAUCUAUUUCUAAGUAUUGUUGCCAUCAAGAAGUCUAAUAUAGUGGAGGAAGAAAACCAAGUGGGGGAAUUCAUCAAUGAAAUGGUAAUUUUAUCACGAAUUAACCAUAGGAAUAUAGUGAAGUUGUUGGGAUGUUGUUUGGAGACAGAAGUCCCAUUACUAGUUUAUGAGUUUAUCCCCAAUGGAACACUUUUCCAUCAUAUUCAUAAUCCAUGUGAAGAGUUUCCAAUCACUUGGAAAAUGCGAUUACAAAUUGCUUCUGAUUCAGCUGGAGCUCUCGCUUAUCUACACUCUUCGUCUUCUAUUCCCAUUUUUCAUAGGGACAUCAAACCUUCCAACAUACUUCUUGAUGAAAAGUACAGAGCAAAGUUGUCAGAUUUUGGGACUUCAAGAUUUGUGGCUACUAAUAGAACUCAUAUAACUACACGUGUUAUGGGAACUUUUGGUUAUUUGGAUCCCGAGUACUUUCGAUCCAGUCAUUUUACUGAAAAGAGUGACGUUUAUAGUUUUGGUGUGGUCUUAGUUGAGCUAUUAACGGGACAAAAGGCAGUACGUGCUACGCUGGAAGACUUGGAGCAGGAUAGAAGUUUGACAUCAUGGUUCCUUUCUCAUAUGGAAAACUCUACUCUGCUUGAUAUAAUUGAUGUUCAAGUCCUGCAAGACGCUUUGAAGGAAGAGUUUCUCAAAGUUGCUAAUCUUGCAAUGCGUUGUUUAGAUUUGGAUGGAAAGAGAAGACCUGCGAUGAAAGAAGUACUACUAGAAAUAGAAUCAGUCUUAUCACUUCAUUUACCACAAAUGAAUGAACCAAAUAGACAACAAUCUGAACGAGUGUUUGCUGGAGCAAUGAAAAGUUCACGCUACGAUUAUGUUUCGGGUUCUUGCACAUUUUCUUUGGAAAGUAUGUCUCUAAAUUCUGCUGAAGAGUCUCUACUAUUUAAUACUAGAUGAUGCAGAUAUCUUCAAUUUUGUACUCCAUUCAUAGCGUGUAUAGAUUGAGCUGAUCUUAAAUUUAUUUGCUUGCCUUUCUUUUCCCCUUCCCAGAGGGCCUAAUUCUUUUGUCAAUCACAUUAAUCCCUGAUGAAAUUCGAGUUGGCCCUGCCUACUAUGGCACUAUGUAUAGUCCUAUACCUAGUCAAUUAUAUCAAGGUCUCCUUAGCCUACCCCAACUUGUGUCCUAGUUAUAUCAUACAAUAAUUCAACACAGUUUUGUAGAUUAGUGUUUUCUUCCGAGAAAAUUCGGGGUUUUCUUCCGAGAAAAAAAAAAAAAAAAAAUCUCCACUAAUGGUAUGCUUGGAUUGAGGAAAAUGUAUUACUUGGUUAAUAAAAGUCAAACCCAGCAAAAUGAAAGUGAAUAUAGGGACGGAGAAAAUAGUGAUGGUGUGAUUGUAAGGAAAAUUAUGUGGUCAUUGUGUGGUAUGACGUGAAGAAAGAGGACCUAAUAGUUCCACUAUGGGAAGGGUGGAGAUUUUUGAAGUGGGAAAAAAACCUUUUUUUUUUUUUUUUUUUUUUUUUUUUUUUUUUUUUUUUUUUUUUUUUGCUGAAGUUGCAGCACCAUAAGAAUGAGAUAAAAUUCUCUGAGUGGUGCUGAAUGGCACAGUAAACAAGAGAGUGUUCCGUUCUGGGUGCAUGACUGUGUGCUGCACCUGAAGAUGUUUUUACUAGAUCAUGCUCUGGCAUUGGCUGUUGCCUGCCUGCCUGGUUUCCAUCCAAAUGGAGUAAACAAUACCGAUUUAACAUUUAGUUGUCCGAGUGACCAGUAGGUCGGUUGGUGCAAGACUUCAACCCGUGCAGUGUCGCCUUUGUGUUGGCUAAGGAUCAUGCUGCAGGUAAUGCACCACCGUAUUCUAUCAGACAGAUCUUAACCAAAGAUGAUAGUGAUCCCUAUUACCAGAACUUUAAUUUUAACCAAGAUUGGUCACUUGGUUAGGUUCUUAGUCUUUAGCCAAGAUGAUACCUAUCACUGCUGGAAUGUACAUGUGCUGGGGAAAUGGCAAUAAUUAUGGGAAGCAAUACCAGGAUGGAUACCGCUGCAAUGCAACCCAGGGUUUCAGGGAGACCCUUACCUUCAUGACUGCCAAGCGACAGUACAGAUCCUCCUACAACAUAUUUAGGUGAUGCAGAGGUAGACAAGAUAACUUUAGAUGGUGAAAUUUGGGUACGUCACCCC
Messenger RNA from Chenopodium quinoa (quinoa), 2895 nucleotides. RefSeq names its product wall-associated receptor kinase-like 8. The record is from RefSeq and is a predicted model, not a curated record. Bases 711 to 1676 code for a protein of 321 amino acids. Gene Ontology annotation, cellular component: plasma membrane. Lineage: Eukaryota; Viridiplantae; Streptophyta; Magnoliopsida; Caryophyllales; Amaranthaceae. The transcript is spliced from 2 exons. Gene Ontology annotation, biological process: protein phosphorylation; cell surface receptor signaling pathway. Gene Ontology annotation, molecular function: ATP binding; protein serine/threonine kinase activity.